AUGGCGGGAGCAUCUCAGAAGAAAAUUGCCGCAAGCAAUAAGAAAAUCCUCAAAGAAAUCCAUUUGAUUUCCUGUUCUAUUCUUGCGAUCUCUGCGGUUGCAGUAUUUGCGUUCCACCGUCCUGCCAGCGUCAAACCGUUUGUGAUUUUCAAUAUCCCCCUUCUUGUAUGUCAGGCCAUCCUUGAAUCCACUGGCCGUCCAAAAUACGGACCAGAAGGGUCAAAACUUUCCGGCACCGUGGCAGACUUGCGCCAAGAAGGGUUAACAGAAUACAUGUUUGAUAUCAUUUACUUCACCGGCAUUGAAGACAUUUUGAUGAUCUUAUGUGGUUCCAACAAGGUAUGGUGGCUUUAUAUUGCGAUUCCGGCAUUCGCAAUUUAUAAAUCCUUCUGGUUAUUGAAGUUGGGUAAGAACCUUUUGGGGAUCGGAAAAGGCAAAGGCGCGCCAAUGCAGGAAGAUAAUGAUGUGGCGGACGAACCUACCAAAUCUAAAAGACAGGCGAAAAUGGAAGCCAGAGGACAAAAGGGCAAGAGAAAGGUUAUUCGAUGA
Messenger RNA from Saccharomycopsis crataegensis, 549 nucleotides. RefSeq names its product Snd2p (gene SND2). The transcript has a single exon. Gene Ontology annotation, cellular component: intracellular membrane-bounded organelle. Lineage: Eukaryota; Fungi; Ascomycota; Saccharomycetes; Ascoideales; Saccharomycopsidaceae. The coding region runs from base 1 to 549 and encodes 182 amino acids. Gene Ontology annotation, biological process: vacuolar protein processing. The record is from RefSeq and is a predicted model, not a curated record.